Gregarina niphandrodes is the source of this 2925-nucleotide messenger RNA. Its product is annotated as myosin. Gene Ontology annotation, molecular function: ATP binding; microfilament motor activity; actin filament binding. Lineage: Eukaryota; Apicomplexa; Conoidasida; Eugregarinorida; Gregarinidae. The record is from RefSeq and is a predicted model, not a curated record. Gene Ontology annotation, cellular component: cytoplasm; actin cytoskeleton; myosin complex. The coding region runs from base 1 to 2925 and encodes 974 amino acids. Gene Ontology annotation, biological process: actin filament organization; vesicle transport along actin filament. The transcript has a single exon.
AUGCGCGGUCAAUUGCCCCUGAGCAAUGAUGAAAUAUGCGGGUUGUUACAGGAAGGCUAUGUGAGCAAACGAAGCUAUGGUCUUAGGAUAGGACCCAUUGUGAUUGCAUUAAAUCCGAACCCUCUUGGCUUGCCGGGUGUUCCUAUUUUGGAAUCGUGUGAAGGACCCUCGGCGAUAGACAUAGCCAACGAUGCAGUGACAAUGUUGAAAUCACCUUGCACUUUUUGCUUCCCAGCUGACGACUAUGACACUGGUGAACCACUUACUCAUGAGUCAGUUGCGGAUGAACUAGUUGCUGAUGAACCAAUUACUGAUGAGACGACCGUCCCACGGCUUCCCGUCCCACGGCUUUCCGUCCCACGGCUUCCCGCUAAAGAAGGCCCUGUCAGGAUGGGACGGAGGGUAUCCAUCUUGCUUUGUGGCGAAAGCGGUAGCGGAAAAACGGAGAACUGUAAAAGGAUAAUUCGACAUUUUGUAAAGGAUCCGGAGAGUGCGAUGAUGACCGAUCUGCUCGAGUCAAUUGGUAAUGCCCGUACCAGCAAUAAUAGGAAUAGUUCACGGUUUGUGACACUGUCAUCUCUGAAGUUCCGAGGUGGGUACAAACUGAAGUUGAAUAUUCACGCAUUUCUUUUGGCAAAGGGUCGGAUCACCAAGCUAGUAGGAGAUGAACUGAAUUUCCCAGUACUCUAUAUGGCUGUUCACAAAGCUCCAGAUUAUGGAUUGAGCGCAAACGUAGAGGACUACCAUAUACUGACAUCAAGCCAUAGUGAUGGGAAUCAUGAUGACGGAAGCCUUGUCGCAGCAACUGACGAAGCCAUGACCGGAGUCAUAAGUUAUGUUUCCAGAAUCACUUCGGUGGAGCAUAGCCUAAAGUCGUUGGAUAUUGAUAUCGAAAAGUUUUGGAGGUGCCUACUUAUUGUACUCUUGUUAGGGAAUGGAUUGGAAAUGUUUGCGGAGAAGGGAACAUCGGAGAAGGGGACAUCGGAAAUGGGAACAUCGGAGAAGGGGACAUUGGAGAAGGGGACAUUGGAAAUGGGAACAUCGGAGAUGAGGACCUCUUAUUCGCCGGCAGAGUCAGUUGCAAUGGCUGGCAAGCUUCUUCGAAUUGAAUCAGCUGGACGAUGGAAGGAAUUACUGGAGUCAGUCAAGGUUUUUGAUGAUACUCGCAGACAGUACUCUAAGAGAGAAGAGCGGUUGGUAUUAGAGGGAUUGAUUAAGGAAUUAUAUGAGUCUCUAUUCCGAAAUUGUAUUAAUAAGAUCAAUGCUGCACUGAAUCGAAUAACAUACCAUACACAUUGCGAUCUUUAUAAUUGUUCUAUCGAUGUUCUAGAUAUUUAUGGAUUCGAGACUUUGGUUGGUGAUGAAGGUGGUAUUGACCAAUUGCUCAUCAAUUAUGUCAAUGAAAUGAUCCACGCACAAUUUACAGAGACGUUCCGGAUUAAGAGAAUUGAGCUGCUCAGAGAGGAGGGGAUAAUACUUCAGCAACGACCGACUUCUGAUGCGACAGAUAAUUUGAGUUUGGAAAUUCGCACACGUGUGCUAAAGUGCCGUCAGGCGCUAAUGGCGCUUAACGACUCAAUAAAUACAAAAUUUGAUGUCGGCAAGGAUCGAAAGUAUACUGAUCUAUGUAUGCAAUUGUUUGAAUACAAGAAGCGCGACUUAAAUAGGGAAUUGGGGUUUGAAAUUAAUCAUUAUGCGAAGCCGGUGUAUUAUUUGACGAAUGGAAUUGUGGAUACAGCAUGCGUUUAUCUCAAGCCUGAGUUGGCGGAAUGUUUGCAAAACAGUUCCAUAAGUACCGUUAUCGAGACUCAAAAGCCUCAGGUCGCAUCCCAUAAGUCGCAAGCUACAUCGUUCAUUACUGCUAUUGAUCGGUUAUUCUCGACCAUGCAGCAGUUUCCUAUGCUCUUCAUACGCCAUAUAAAACCGUGCGAUCAAGGUUUCACAGGUCAGUAUCAAUUCGAUCUCCAGAAGGUGAAAAAUGAGUUAAUUAACUCCGGCAUAAAAGACAUACUGUAUCUCAUGCAGAAUGUUGCGGAUGACGUCCUGGACAUCAAGGUUAUAGCAGACCAUUAUCGAUCUGAAAUCCCGAUGCUCAACAAGCCAAUCCGCCUGUCGAACCGGGGAGAAAAUUGGGGUGAUGGAGAUCGAUUCGAGGACGGAAGAUACCACGAUGUGGCUCCACAUGAUGUGGCUCCACAUGAUGUGGCUCCACACAUGAUAAGUGAUCGACAUCUGGUGGAAACAAUUUUCUCAUUGUUGAAGGUGGAUGAAUAUGCAUUGGGCUUUUCUAAAGCUUUCAUAAGUUCGAAUUUGAAAAAAAAGAUAGCCAGCGUCGAUCCUCCACGAUACUGCGAUAUACUCAGAUACUACCGAUCUCGGAUAUAUCCCAGGGCCGUACUUAAGGUGUUCUUCGCUUCGGUCUUCUGUUUCCGACUCCAAAUACUUAGGAGCAAAGCGCGCAGGGCAGCCGUCUUCCUCCAGAACUACUUGCAUUUCAGAUACCACUAUCACCGCAAACACAAAGCAGCUAUUGUGAUUCAGACCGCUCUACGGCAUUGGUACCACAGAGUACAGGAGAGAGCGGCCAAACAAAAACAAGGCUGGUCAGCCGAGCGCAACGCAUAUACUGGAAGACUAACUAGCAUCGUGGACCACAUGGCGGCCUUACCCAGGGCUCCAGAAUCACCAACCAAUCUGGAAGAAGCAACCAGAACGAGUUCUCAUAUCCCAUCCCAACCUCGCGGCCGCCUAAAAAACGUUCCACGAUCCCGGAAGAAAAACCCUCCGGAUUUGGUGCAGAAAAUCUCUUACGUGUUGACAACAGUGCAGAACCAAUCACUCUGCGGCAAAAAACCCAAGCGGAAACUGAAUACAAUGCCCUCGAAAUGGCCCUAUGUUCGAGAGGAUGGCUACUACCACUGCUAA